This is a messenger RNA of Colletotrichum aenigma, 267 nucleotides long. RefSeq lists its product as uncharacterized. Bases 1 to 267 code for a protein of 88 amino acids. The record is from RefSeq and is a predicted model, not a curated record. NCBI's taxonomy places the organism in Eukaryota, Fungi, Ascomycota, Sordariomycetes, Glomerellales, Glomerellaceae. The transcript has a single exon.
AUGCCUUCCAGCUCACGACCUGCCAAGAUCCACUACAGCUCCUCGUCCUCCUCCGACUCCGACCUCUCUUCCGCGUCCUCGUCCUACAGACAAAGCAUGGACUCCGUCGCCAGACCGAUUGCCUCCGUCGAGGUCCUCCGCUGCCUGCGCUGCGCGAGGUCUGUCGAGGCCACCUCCACCGACGACUCCAGCUCAACCGGCAUGGUCCGCAUCGCGCACAACCUCUAUUACUGCGAACGCUGCGCCAAGAUGGUCGGUUACAAAUGA